UGACCAGCGAAGGACAAGGGGCCGCGGCGGAAGGAGGGCGCACCGGGACUGCUCUGCCCGCCAGUUCCCACAGCGGGAUCGUCGCGGAGGUCGAGUCAAGAAGUCCUGCAGCAGCCUGGAUGGAGCCUGUCUGAGGGGUGCUCCAGAGCAAGAUGGUGCUGGACUCAGGGCCACAGUCUUAUCAGCGGCCUCCGUGUCCUGGGGUCUUUGGUGCAGAGCUGCAACAGAGGGGAGGUGGGAAGGCAGAGGGCUUCCCUCCAUAUGACAGGCUGCAGCUUUGCCCCUUCCUGUCUCCUCCUCCCCCCCUGGACUCGGACUCGGCCAGCCCUGGGGCAAGGGCCCAGCCCUCCUCCAAGCCCAAGGACGCUGGAAGCUUGGGGACCAGGACACCCUUGGGCCUCUGCCCUGCCUUCCAGAGGCCCUGCAACUGGAUGCGGCGAAGUGAGAGCAUCUGCUCCGUGAAUCGGAGGGACCGGGACAGGGGCCAGCUCCGCACUGCUGCCUCCCUGCCUCAUCUUGCCAAAGCCAUGGGGGAGCAGGAGGUCAGAAACAGGACAAAAAGCCCUUGCUUACUGGUGGCCCUGAGGCCAGUGAAUAUCGAGGAGGAAAAAGUCCGGUUCUUCCAGUCCUCAUAUACCUACAACCCACAGUUUGAAUAUGGGGAGACUGUACCUGAAACUGUGUUGGAAAAAUACAAGGAGGCCUCAGGCCAGUUCAUUGUGCAGGCUGUUGGGAUAAUUAAGGCUGUCCUGGAUAAAUACGGCACCUACGAGAGCUUUGAGGCCUCCAACGGUGGGAAGCUGCUCAGCAAGUGCCAGAUCUGGUCUAUCAUCCGGAAGUACAUGCAGAAGGAAGGCUGCUCUGGAGAGGUGGUGGUUCGACUCUCCGAGGAUCUGCUUUCCCAAGCGGUGAUGAUGGUGGAAAACAGCCGCCCAACUCUAGCCAUCAACCUGUCUGGAGCUCGUCAGAACUGGCUGGAGGGCAUGUUGCGCCAUGAAAUAGGCACCCACUAUAUCCGUGGGGUCAAUGAUGCCCGCCAGCCCUGGCACAGCAUGGAGGGCCGCAGACAGUAUGGCCUAAAGCCUGCAAACCCCACAGAGGAAGGCCUGGCGAGUCUGCACAGUGUCCUCUUCCGCAAGCAGCCCUUCCUGUGGAGGGCGGCGCUUCUCUAUUACACCGUCUACCAGGCCAGCCGCAUGUCCUUCUGCGACCUCUUCCACGACCUGGCGCGCUACGUUCACGACGCAGGCGUGCGGUGGGAGUACUGUGUCCGAGCCAAACGGGGCCAGGCAGAUACUUCAUGGCCAGGGUGUUUCAGUAAAGAUCAAGUGUACCUGGAAGGAAUUCUCCGGAUCCUGAGACAUCGGCAAACCAUUGACUUCCAGAUGCUGGUUGCACUGGGGAAGGUCUCCUAUGAAGAUGUGGACCACCUUAAGAAACACGGGAUGCUUGAAAAGGCCCGAAUCCCACACUUCAUGCAGGACCUGGGACGGUACAUGCAGCAGCUUGAUCACAUUGUCACCACCAACUGUCUCAGUGAUGAGGAACUGCAGCAGCUGCUGCCUGCCUGA
Varanus komodoensis (Komodo dragon) is the source of this 1571-nucleotide messenger RNA. RefSeq names its product KIAA0895 like (gene MATCAP1). The record is from RefSeq and is a predicted model, not a curated record. Bases 153 to 1571 code for a protein of 472 amino acids. NCBI's taxonomy places the organism in Eukaryota, Metazoa, Chordata, Lepidosauria, Squamata, Varanidae. The transcript is spliced from 7 exons.